Rhizophagus irregularis DAOM 181602=DAOM 197198 is the source of this 1695-nucleotide messenger RNA. RefSeq lists its product as uncharacterized. NCBI's taxonomy places the organism in Eukaryota, Fungi, Glomeromycota, Glomeromycetes, Glomerales, Glomeraceae. Gene Ontology annotation, molecular function: protein binding. The record is from RefSeq and is a predicted model, not a curated record.
AUGUCAAAAAAUUUUUUAGUCAAUAUCAUAAUAUGGAUGCUACUUCAAAUAUUAAUUGAAGUAAAUAGUCAAAUGGUGCCCUUUAAACCAAUUGGAUAUUUCCAUCAUACUGCCACACUCAUUGAUAAUAAAUUGUAUAUUUUAGGUGGUAGGUUAGAAAAUGAAACAUCAGCAAAAGACUUUUUUUAUCUUGAUGUCUCCGUUCCAUUUAAUACUCAAGAAUUGUCAUGGCAAGACUUAUCAAAUAUUAAUAUGGUCCCGCCACAUGAUUCUGCAACAUCAGUUAAAGGUGGUGCGAAUAAUAAUACACUAUUUUUGUACGGAGGACAUACAACCGAUCAAAAUAUGGCAUUGGUUUAUACAUUUGAUUCACAAAGUAUUAUAUGGGAUAUUCCAAAAAUAACUGGAAUUAAUAUGACCAAAAAACGGGGUUUAAAAGGCAUUAUCGAUUAUAAUGGAAAAUUUUAUUUAUGGUCCGGAGAAUAUGAUGUUAACGGUACUUAUGUUAUAAAUGAUAUGCUUAUUUUAGAUACAUUAAAUCUUAAUUGUAAAAAAGGAAGUUUAGUUAAUGCACCAAUUCCGAGAAGUGAAUAUAGCGCUACCCUAUUACCCGAUAAUAAGAUUAUUUAUAUAGGUGGUGCGAAUGAAUCUUGUUUCUUUGGAACAACUCUAAAUAUUGAAAUAGGUGUCGCUUUAACAUUAAGUGAGAUCUAUAUAUAUGAUACAGCUAACGACAGUUGGAAUACAAAAAUAACAUCAGGAAAAAUUCCUUCUAACAGAGCGGGGUUUUCCGCAAUUCUUGGUUUAGAUGGCCAAAGAGUCAUAAUUUAUGGAGGAUAUUUUAGCAAUCCUGGAUAUUUAGAUACUACACUUUAUGUAUUAGAUUUAACUAAUUUUAAUUGGUAUGUUCCGAAAAUUUCUGGAAAAAUUCCAAAACCUAGAGUAUUUCAUGAAGCAAAUUUAAUUGGAAAAUAUAUGGUUAUAUCAUUUGGGUAUGGUUAUGAUAGAACAGUUGAAAGUGAUAUAUUAUUACUUGACAUUAGCAACAAUGAAGAAUAUGUAUGGACGACAUCAUUUGAUCCUUCAGUUCCAAAAAAUAUCAUACCAUCCCCGUCACCAACUUCAUCGCCCAUCCCUUCUCGAUCAUUGCCACCAUCAUCACAAUUAUCCGAUAAUUCAUCAAAUAAUUCUAAUAUUAAUAUAGUUGGUGCAAUUGUAGGAUCUUUGUUAAGUGGCAUUAUUUUCUUAAUAAUUGGAUGUUUCUUUUUAUACAAAUGGAAUAAAAACAAACAAAACAAAAAAAUUAUUUAUGGAAAUGAUAAUAAUUACAAUAAUUACAGGCAAGAAGAAAAGGAAAUUCCUACUGAAAGAGAUUAUGAGCAAGCAAUUAAUAAUGAACAAAACAUUAUUCAAAUAAAUGACAAUGAACCAACUAAUGAUUAUCAUGGGCAAGAAAUUAUUCUAACCCCCGAUGAAUCAAUGAUAAUUCCAGCUAAUGAUCAUGAACAAACGUAUAAAAAUGAAUCUACAACUAAUCAUGAACCAAUAAUUCCGGAAUCAUUUAAUAAUAAUUAUAAUGGUGAAAGGUUCUCAUUACAAGCUUUUAAAGAUGAAAUGCUCCAAGCUGUCAAACAAGAAAAUCAAAACUUGAGAAAUGAAAUUCUUCAAGUUGUUAAAGAGAAUUAUAACAAAUAA